This is a messenger RNA of Hibiscus syriacus, 1302 nucleotides long. RefSeq lists its product as uncharacterized. The transcript is spliced from 2 exons. The coding region runs from base 226 to 981 and encodes 251 amino acids. The record is from RefSeq and is a predicted model, not a curated record. Lineage: Eukaryota; Viridiplantae; Streptophyta; Magnoliopsida; Malvales; Malvaceae.
AUACAGAGGAUUUGAGUUUAUAAUCUUUUACUACUUUGAAUCAUAUUCAAACGACUUUGGAUUAUAUAAUUAAGGGUUUCAUUUUAUUUCAGUGCUCGCCGUAAUGAAACUGAUCUUGAGAGGGCAGUUGGUAGCAAGAAUUCUGACUUUGGUGAACCAACGUUGAAGUGUGGCGGCUUGAAGAAGAAAGCAAGCAAAAGGAAGAAACAACUUUCCAGUAGAACCAUGAUGAAGGUUGAUCCUUCUAAUUCCAAAAUUGACUUGGUUGGGGAAGAUAGUAGUAUCCGGAAGAAUGUUGAGGAGACAGAAAAUGGAAGGAAGAAUGCCAUGCUACAUCCUGCUGCCAAAUCAAAAGGCAGUACUGCUGCUUCGGAAGUGGAAAUCUCAGCAGCUCCAGACGAGGAAGAUGACAAUGAUAGUAAGAAGACAGCUGAAAAUGAGAAGUCUGAGUUGAUUGAAUUGGCUUGUAAAGCAGAAACAUUUGUAGAAGUGGAACAUGUCAGCCAUGAUUCCAUUCAACAUGGGAGUCCAUCUGCCUCGGAGAAUAGAACAAAUGAAACUGAUCCUGGGAAGGCAGUUGGUAGCAAGAAUUCUGACUUUGAUGAACCAACGUUCAAAUGUGGUGGCUUGAAAAAGAGAGCAAGCAAGAGGAAGAAACAGACUUCCAGUAGCGCCAUAAUGAAGGCUGAUCCUUCCAACUCCAAAAAUGAUUUGGUUGGGGAAAAUAGUAGUGUCCGGAAAACUGUUGAGGAGACGGAAAAUGAAAAGGAGAAUGUAGCGCCGCAUCCCGCUCCCGAACCAAAAGGCAGCACUACUUCGAAAGUGGAAAUCUCCGGGGCAGUAGACGAGAGCAGCCCUGUUCAUCAUGGGGAGAUUGCUGGGAAAUCAGUUCGUAAACCCAAUAGCAAAACAUCGAGGACUAAUGAAAAAUCGCAGAAGGUUGAUUCUAACAGCCCAGGCAACCGCUGCAGAAGGUUUUGAACAGAAUGAAAAACGAGCCUUCAUGUUUUAUAUUGAGUGGCCACAGACUGCAGAGAAAAGAAUUUCAGCAAGUCAUUCGGGGAUUGAAAGGCAAGUUUUGUAGAGAUUCUCAUCAAUGGUCAUAUCAGGCAACCCAUUUCAUUGCCCCAGAUCCAAUUCGUAGGAAUGAAAAAUUCUUUGCUGCAGCUGCAUCUGCAUCUGGAAGGUAAUAUAUUUCCAACUGCACACGACUAGGUGUGGUUUUUUCUUUAGCUCAUGGUAGAACUACACUGGAAGUUCCUCAAUGUUCUUCACAUUUAUUAGAUUAACGUUCAUAUUAGA